AUGGCGUCGCCGAGAAGUGGUACUCCUUCUCGUGAAGCACAGAGGACGCAGGAAUGGUCCUCCUGUACAACGAACAGUGUCCACUUCACCACCGUGACAGCGUACCUCUCCCCCCAGCACCUCAACAAUAAACCCUCGCUACCUGCAAACCCCUUACCUUCAUCGCCUCCCAGCUCCCAGAAGCAACGGUCCCCCGACGCGUGGAAUAUCACAGUCAACAACUGGUGCAGCGGAAACGACUCCUCCGCCAUGGAGGCCGUCAUCACACCGCACCGGUUCCGCAACAGCCGGCUCGCGCCGUGGAAGGACCUGGAUGCCGUGAAUCUGGGUCAACACAAGCGGCACGGCGGACUACGGGACCACGUUGCGGAACCCUUCAGCAGCAUCAUCAUCAUCCGCCGCGGAGCACUUGAGGCAGCGUCGCUCGGGAUCUCUUUUUCACCUAGGCGCCAUCACCAACGCUACGGCACUGUUGGUGAAUGUCGAGGAGGUAAUCAUCGACAUCAAUGA
This is a messenger RNA of Colletotrichum orchidophilum, 510 nucleotides long. RefSeq lists its product as uncharacterized. NCBI's taxonomy places the organism in Eukaryota, Fungi, Ascomycota, Sordariomycetes, Glomerellales, Glomerellaceae. The coding region runs from base 1 to 510 and encodes 169 amino acids. The transcript has a single exon. The record is from RefSeq and is a predicted model, not a curated record.